Molecule: messenger RNA, 814 nt
Organism: Centruroides sculpturatus (bark scorpion)
Lineage: Eukaryota; Metazoa; Arthropoda; Arachnida; Scorpiones; Buthidae
Product: myb-like protein O
Exons: 4
Coding region: 12-551 (179 amino acids)
Source: RefSeq, a predicted model, not a curated record
UUCAUUCAACCAUGAUGAUUGCACGCGCUACUCUACUAGUUAUCAUCGUGCAGGUGAUGAUUUAUUACGGAACAGGCGCUGAAUCUCGCAAACUUCAACAAUCCAAAACGCAAUUUUCUGCUGUGAAUAAACUUAAUGAACCAAAAUAUAUUCCACAUUUUUCAGAAAAUGUUCUUGACGUUUCUGAUUCAUCGAAUGCUACUGAAAAAUUAAACUCAGUCUCAUCUAGUUUCAACGACGAUAAGAAUGAUCCUAGAUAUAAGAGAGAGACAUUCAACAUGAGAACUAAGAGAUAUCAUCUACCUAAUAUAGGUACGGAUAACAGAUAUAUAAUACCACCCAAUAAUAUUUUCUUCAACAAAGCUGGAAUUGAUGAUGAUGAGGAUGAAGAUUACAAUGAAUGGGAGGAUCACAGCAAACCUAAAAUUAUUCCUUUCAGUAAUCGGCCUUCGGGCCUUAGAGGUUCCUUGGCUAAAGAGAUGUUAAAAGCUACAAUUGAUCAAACGAGAGCACUGGUAGAAAUUUUAGAAAAAAUUUCAGAAAUAGUUUGAUAAAUCAUAAAAUGUAUAUUAUUAUAUUGUCUUUUAACGUCUUGAUUAUAACUGCUUUACAUAAUUUACAUAAUUAAUAUGUAAUAAAAUAUUUUCAAUAAAUAUUUCCUCAUAUGUAAUAAGUUAAACGAUUUCUUCUGCAGAAACUACAUUAAAAUGUAUUUUAUCAAACAAUAUUAAUAUAUUUAAUAUGACAGUAGAACCCCGAUUGUCCGAAGCAAAUUUGAAAGCGAAUACUACUACUCUUAUAGGGUAAUUCAUAA